Molecule: messenger RNA, 570 nt
Organism: Aspergillus fischeri NRRL 181
Lineage: Eukaryota; Fungi; Ascomycota; Eurotiomycetes; Eurotiales; Aspergillaceae
Product: putative phosphoesterase
Exons: 1
Coding region: 1-570 (189 amino acids)
Molecular function (GO): hydrolase activity
Source: RefSeq, a predicted model, not a curated record
AUGGAGCUGCUUGCGCAGGGCCCCGUGCCUGUUUUUGCGGAACUUAUUUACACCCGAUUCGCUCAGACGCCCGCCCCGAUGCCCACUGAUCAUGAUGGCCCAACCAUCCGCGUGGUUUGCAUCUCAGACACUCACAACACCCAGCCUCAACUGCCAGAGGGAGACCUCCUCAUCCACGCAGGCGAUCUCACCCAGUCCGGGACUCAAGUCGAGCUAGAAGCACAGAUCGAAUGGCUCGAUCGCCAGCCCCAUCGCUUCAAGGUAGCGAUCGCGGGGAAUCACGAGCUGUGUCUGGAUCCGAAAGCACAAGCUAAAACACCUGGUGGCAAUGAGGCAGUCGACUGGAAAUCAAUCCGGUAUCUGGAGAACUCAUCGACAAUCCUCGACUUUGGUUACGGACGCCUCAAGGUGUUUGGGUCCCCGUACACCCCGCGACACGGGAACUGGGCUUUCCAGUAUCCGCGUAAUGAGAAUAUCUGGGACGAGAUACGGAUGCCUGAGGACGUUGAUAUAACUGGUUACACACGGCCCGCCGAAAACACAUUUAGAUUUGGGACGGUAUGGCUGUAA